AUGCGUGCCUUCAAGUCCUGCGUCUGGCUGCUCUCGGCCAUUGGCGCUGCUGCGUCCAGCUGUGAUCCGACUGCCGGCGUUGAAUCUCUUGUCAAGCGCCGUCUCCCACAGCAUGUAGAUUCGUUUGAGUUUGUCAUUGAGCCUGCGCAGAUCUCUGGCCUUACCAACGAUAGCUAUGCCGUGUCCUCGACAAAGGAUGGAAAGAUCCGAAUUGAGGGUACGACGACCAGUGCUCUGCUAUCAGGUCUUCAUAAAUAUCUGUCUAGCGAGGCAAAUGUUGACAUUUGGUGGUUCGUGGGGAGCCAACUGGAUCAAGCUCCGAAACGACUUCCCCAGCUCAAGUCUCCCCUGAAGGGCACCAGUGUCGUGCCGUACCGCUACCACUGGAACACUGUCACAACCUCUUAUACCAGUGCCUUCUGGACAUGGGAGGAUUGGGAGACGCAGCUGGACUGGAUGGCCCUCCGUGGUAUCAAUCUGGCCCUUGCCUGGAUCGGUGUCGAGAAGAUCUUCAUUGAGGUCUUUACUGAAAUCGGCCUGAAUGCCGAUGAGAUCAACUCUUUCAUCAGCGGACCUGCUUUCCUGGCGUGGAACCACUUUGGCAAUAUUCAAGGUUCAUGGGGCGGAUCGAUGCCUCAAUCCUGGGUCGACAGCCAGUUUGAUCUCCAGCUCAAGAUCUUGGAUCGUAUGGAAGAGCUCGGCAUCACUCCCAUUCUGCCAGCCUUCCCAGGAUUCGUUCCUCGUAACAUCUCCCGCGUAUUCCCUGACAUUUCUCUGUCAACAAGCCCUCUCUGGUCAAACUUUCCUGCGGAAUUGAGCGCCGAUACUUACAUCAACCCAUUCGACCCUCGUUUUGCUCAGCUGCAAAAGCUCUUCAUUAGCAAGCAGCAGGAGCUAUAUGGAAAUGUUACCAACUUUUGGACUUUGGAUCAGUUCAACGAAAACCAGCCGCUCUCUGGUGACCUGGGAUACCUUCAAAACGUCAGCCACAACACUUGGACUGCCCUCAAGGCCGCUGAUCCCGAUGCCGUCUGGGUUAUGCAGGCCUGGUUGUUCUCAAGUGACAGUGCCUUCUGGUCGAACGACCGUAUCGAGUCUUUCUUGGGUGGCAUUCCUGUAAACUCGGAUAUGUUGCUCCUCGACCUGUUUGCUGAAUCUGCUCCCCAGUGGCUCCGAACCAACUCCUUCUAUGGCAAGCCUUGGAUCUGGUGUGAGCUCCACGACUAUGGCGGUAACAUGGGCUUGUAUGGCCAGAUCGAGAACGUCACCAUCAACUCAAUGGAUGCGGUGCGCAACUCAAGCUCUCUCGUUGGGUUCGGCUUGACAAUGGAGGGCCAGGAGGGCAACGAAAUCAUGUAUGACCUGUUGUUGGAUCAGGCUUGGAGCCCUAAGCCUAUCGACACCGAGACGUAUUUUCAUGAUUGGGUCUCGGCCAGAUACGGUACCACGAAGGUGAAGAGCCUGUAUACCGGAUGGGAGCUUCUGAGGCCUACCGUGUUCAACAACACCAACUUGACGAUUACUGCCGUGCCCAAGUCAAUCUUGGAGCUGGUGCCCAGCAUUAGCGGUCUCUUGGGUCGCACCGGUCACCAUCCAACCACCAUCACCUACAACCCAGCGGUCAUGGUUGAGGCCUGGAGUGAGCUCUUCAAGGCCGGUCUCCAGGACAUCCAGCUAUUUGCCAACCCGGCAUACCAGUACGAUCUUGUUGACUGGACUCGCCAGGUUCUCGUCAACGAAUUCGACGGCCUUUACAAGGAUCUCGUUGAUGCAUACACCAGCUCCGCAAGCUCCAGCGUCAUCAAGUCUCGUGGUGCCAAGCUCAUUGCUCUUUUGAAGACUCUCGAUGCUGUGCUCGCCACCAAUGUGCACUUCCAACUCACCCCCUGGAUCAACGAGGCCCGCGCAAGUAGCCCAUCAACGGCCAACUUCCUUGAGUACAACGCGCGCAACCAAAUCACUCUGUGGGGUCCUCAAGGCAACAUCGAAGACUACGCCUCGAAGCAGUGGGCCGGACUGGUUGGCACCUACUACGUCGAACGAUGGCAGCAGUUCAUCGACUACCUUGCGACAACCAAGCCCGCAAACUACAACCAGACCGCUUUCCACACGAAGCUGAUGGCAUGGGAGAUACAAUGGGGACAACAGACCUCCUCCACCAAGAAGGCAGCAACGGGACCCAGCGAUAUUCGGUCCGUUCUGGACACAACCAUCAAGACUUGGGGUAGCCUGUUCAAGCUUUAG
Trichoderma breve is the source of this 2244-nucleotide messenger RNA. Its product is annotated as alpha-N-acetylglucosaminidase (NAGLU) tim-barrel domain-containing protein. The record is from RefSeq and is a predicted model, not a curated record. Bases 1 to 2244 code for a protein of 747 amino acids. Lineage: Eukaryota; Fungi; Ascomycota; Sordariomycetes; Hypocreales; Hypocreaceae. The transcript has 3 exons.